Messenger RNA from Owenia fusiformis, 1666 nucleotides. Lineage: Eukaryota; Metazoa; Annelida; Polychaeta; Sabellida; Oweniidae. The record is from the annotation of a GenBank genome assembly.
UUUGUAUUAGCAUGAAAACAUCUAUAUCAUUUCUAUUGCUCAUGCUGCUGCAUCAAUAUUACUUCUGGAUAUACAGAACCUGUAAAUGACAUGUUGUGAUAUAUUUUUCAAAACAGGGUGAACAAAAGGGGACUCAGCAAGGAAUAACUGAUAUGUGAAGGUAGCCCAGAAGUUGAGGUCUUAAUGGGACAACACAAUAUUCGCUAAAUAUUGAAAGGGAAUUGUGUGAAAUAUAAAGCGACAUUUUAUAUGUAAAAGUAAGGUAUUGAAUAUUCCAGGACAUGGUAUCUGGAUGACACACAGCUAUAUACAUAUAGCUAAGCAAACUUAAAGGUGUUACAAGAGCCAGAUUAUUCAAGUUAAUUAUAUGUUAUGAAUAAUCAAUAGCUAAAUACACUACGUUAAAUCUAAGAGAAGACCUACAAUAUGUGAUCAUAACACACGAAGGUAAUCUGAAACCAUAAAGUGUAAGAACAGAACCUAUAUCACUACAUGUUCAUGUAGAUAUAUGAACUGCCGGAAGUUUGGUGCUACUACCAGUAGAAAGGAAUUAAUAACAAAAAGUUAAGAUGAAAAUAAUAUAACACCUGAACACAUCAAAGGCAAAUAAUCCAUAAACCAAGAUGGUUCCACAUUUAUAAAAAGGAAACAGUGUGUGAACGCACUAAUAUGCACUAAAGUGAGCAACUUAACUCAUUAUUUUUAUAAUAGAUCAAUAUAAAUAUAUAUGAUAGUUCAGAAGUUCUGAAUUCAUGAAUACAUGAAUACAUGUAUAUAAUCUAUAUAUGAAAGUGAACUCUGGAGAUGUCCAGUCAGAAGUAUGUUGCUAUGGAGGAUGAGGAGGGGGUGUGGGAGGAUGAUGGAAGAGGAACCAAACAAGGAGGGAAGGUGGAUGAAACUGCUACUCUUUCUGAGAGUAACAUCAUCAAAAAUGAUCCACCAAGAGACACACGAGUAAGACACGUAAAACAAUCCUCAUCUUCGAUACCCAUUAUCAGGAGACGAAACAACAUUCUUGCCAGGAACCUCUCCCUCGUUGAGAUAUUUGGAGGGAUUAUGUUGCUUGUAAUGUUUGCGACAAGAUGGACUCUUCUACGUGAUAGUUACCUGUGUACAUGGUAUACUGGCUUAUGGGGUGGACUGUUCCUGGUAUUCACUGGGGUGGUAGGAUGCAUCACAAAUUAUAUCUUACGCCGUGGAUACUUCAUAGCAUGGAUGAUAUUGUCAUUGAUUCUCGCGUUACAAUGUGCAACUAUUUUCACCUUACACACAUUUGAAAUAUUCCUCGAGUUGAACAGAAACACAGACAUGGGAGAUGCUGGCCUGAAGGCAACAAGCAAAGUGAUAUGGAACUGUGUUAUGGUAGUCCUAUCUUUCUUACUGAUGAUUGUUUCUAUCAUAACUACAGGACUAUCUAUGAAGGUUGUGUUCGGCUGUGAAUCCCAACAGAAUAGACGUCAUGAGGAGGAGCCCACAGUAGAGGAUGGGGACAUCCAACUAAUGUCACAACAUCAGGGAAGUUAAUUAAGCACUGUUUCGAAGAACUUGUUUGUAAAACGUGUGAAAUUAUAAUACCCUAUGGACUAUUUUCACCUCACUGGCCUUUAUUUUCCUGAAUGGUUAUGAAAGUGUGAGGAAUUCUUUUGUAAAAAGGUUCCUGUUUAGA